UAUGACUGAUAUGUGAAUAAUGCAGCAAUUUUUAUAAUAUUCAAAGAGCAUUUCGCAUAAUUGUGCACUUAGAUAAUUUCCUAAAUUAAACGUGACAUACAUGAAUUCUUGUUGAAAACAAUCGGUCAAUGCAAGAGCCAAUAAAAGUUCUGGCAAGAUGACUGAUGGAUUGUCGGGGAAUGUGUCGAGGGUUGACGGCGCCCGCGCGUACAGGACGUCGUCGGGGUUUCUAUCGCCCUUUUACCCCUCUUUGGACACCUUCGACGGUCGCGUGACACACUGACAUAUAACAGAACGAGUAGUGUUCGUCACUACGUGGCUGUCGUCUGGGUCAGAAUGACCAGACGAGUGUCAGUAUCGAUUCACCUGGCUGCUGGUUACGCUGAGCGAAGCAUUUCCGGACAUGAGAUCUAACGACCCAGGAAGGAAUCAAUGAUUGACGUACGCGUCGAUAAAAUGUAGUCGCGGACAUCAUCGAAGGAUGCACAGCUUCCGACAGCUUUUACUCGGCACGUUAAUCUUCACGACACAUCUUCAUAUCAGCUACGGACAGAAUGGCACGACCACCGACAAACCGUAUUCCGUGAAGUCAACGAUACCCGCCGAAAUGAAAAUAACAUCGUGGAACGACAUGCCAUUUUCCGGUCUAACGAUGGAGAACGGCACAUGGGUUGGAAAAGGCUAUGCGUUUUACUUGCUCGAGUUGCUCAGUUCCAAAUUAAAUUUCACGUAUACUAUCGUGCCGCCGAAACAGCACGUACUGGGCGACAAGCGGAAGGGAAUAUUAAGUUUACUCUACGAAAAGAAGGUGGACAUGGCGGUGGCUUUCUUGCCAAUUUUGCCGGAGUUGCGGAAAUAUUGCACGUUUAGCACAGCCUUGGACCAAGGCGAACUAACAGCUUUGAUGAAGCGACCGCAAGAAUCGGCGACCGGCUCGGGACUGCUCGCUCCGUUUGACCAAACUGUUUGGCUAUUGGUAUUGGCUUCGGUGCUCUCGGUAGGACCGAUAAUCUACAUUUUCGCCACAUUUAGGGCGAAAUUAUGGGGCGAUCCUAACUCGGAGAAUUAUGGCCUGUUCCCCUGCAUGUGGUUUGUAUACAGUUCUUUAUUGAAGCAGGGGACGACUAUAGCUGCGAUGACAGACUCGACGCGAAUUCUGUUCGCCACAUGGUGGAUUUUCAUCUUGAUAUUAACGUCCUUCUACACGGCAAAUCUUACCGCGUUUCUCACAAGACCGCAGUUCACCUUGCCGAUCGACUCUCUGAAUGAUAUAGUGCGCAAGGGUUAUCAGUGGGUCACUUACAAAGGACGUACGAUCGAGUAUUUGAUCACUCAGUACCACCCGGAUGAAUUGUCCCUGUUAAAUUCUACAAGAAGAAAAGGCCGCUAUAUCACGGCGUACGAAUAUCCAGUUAAAGCUAUUCUCAACGCCGUCGACAAAAACAAAUUGUUCCUGGAAGAAGCCCAUUACCUUCAGUCUUUGAUAUUCGAGGAUUACAUCAAUAAAACCCGUCUACACUUGGAGUAUCAGAAGAAGUGUACAUAUGUCAUUAUGCCUAGCACGAUUCUCGUUACCAAUAGAGCAUUCGCCUUCCCCUUAGGCUCUCCUUUAGAGAAACCAAUCAAUAAAGAACUGAUGGCUCUGGUGGAAGCCGGCAUAAUAAAACGCGCAAAACAGAGAGAUUUACCACUCGCGGAAGUGUGCCCGGUGGAUCUGCGGUCCACCGAACGGCAAUUGACGAAUUCCGAUCUGUCCCUGACUUAUAAAGUGGUGCUCGCUGGAUACGUGAUCGCGUCUGUGGCCUUCCUCGUUGAGCUAACGAUUAGAUGUGCUACGAACAUUUACAAGCGAUGGAAAGCGACCUGCAAGUGUUGCAAAUCGAAACGGCAAUCGAAGAAAGUCGUAACACCGGAACUGGUGUACAUCACGAAGGAUCGUUUGUUCGACAGUCGGAUCAACAUGCAGAAAAGAAGCGUGCAGCCUUUGCAUCAGAACGCUCCACACAAUUUCGUUCGGGGGAAGAAGCACUGUAUCAACGGACGCGAUUAUUACGUCGUGAUAGAUCGCGGCGGCGAUCAAAGAUUGAUACCCAUCCGCACGCCGUCCGCGUUUUUGUUUCAAUACGCGGCAUAGUGGAAAAUACAUACGUCUUGUAUAAGAUAACAGAGUAUCGUUUGUGCAAUUUAUUAGAGACUUUCAAAAUAUCGAUCACAUGCUGAGUUAUCGUACAUCUUCAAUAAUUAUAUCGUUUCACUCCGUUGAUAUACUUUACACACAGAGAAAUAUUAUUCUACCCAGUAAAUACCAAGUAUCAAUAAUAUAACAUUUAUAUUACUGAUAUUAUUUACUGAUAUGCAAUGUUUACUGGGUACUGUUAAAAAAAAUGAUUAAUUUACUUUCCUUCUUUGAAGUAAUGGUU
Molecule: messenger RNA, 2420 nt
Organism: Odontomachus brunneus
Lineage: Eukaryota; Metazoa; Arthropoda; Insecta; Hymenoptera; Formicidae
Gene: Ir76b
Product: glutamate receptor ionotropic, delta-2
Exons: 9
Coding region: 482-2134 (550 amino acids)
Cellular component (GO): membrane
Molecular function (GO): glutamate-gated receptor activity
Source: RefSeq, a predicted model, not a curated record